Penaeus vannamei (Pacific white shrimp) is the source of this 458-nucleotide messenger RNA. The record is from RefSeq and is a predicted model, not a curated record. NCBI's taxonomy places the organism in Eukaryota, Metazoa, Arthropoda, Malacostraca, Decapoda, Penaeidae.
UCCUCGGCGGCGGAAUCCAUGGUGGGGAAUCCAUGGUGGUCCAUGGUGGUAGUGGUAUUAUCGGCGCUGGAAUCUCCAACGGCCCAAGCGAGUGCAGGUAUUGGUGCAAGACUCCGGAGGGUCAAGCCUACUGCUGCGAGACGGUGCACGAACCAGAGACACCUGUUGGCACCAAGCCACUCGACUGCCCACAAGUCCGUCCCACAUGCCCACGUUUCCAUGGGCCCCCCACAACCUGUUCCAACGACUACAAGUGUGCUGGCCUCGAUAAGUGUUGCUUCGACAGGUGUCUGGGAGAACACGUGUGCAAGCCUCCCUCAUUCUUCAAUAACCAUCUCCCCUUCUAAAGGUGGUUAUCGUAAAUAAGGAGCCAUCGGUUUUCCGGUUGAUAACGGAAGAUGAGAAAUCUGUGAUUUGUAGAUAUUUAUAUUUUGAUAAUAAAUCGUUAUAUACUUAUA